CCAUUCGGUGCAUUCCCAUUGAAAGAGCUUCACUUUUAAAUAUCAACCUCCUUCCACGAUGUCUCCCUCCAUCUCCCUUAUCCUCGCAACCGCUGUCUCCACCGCGAUCCUCUUCUUAUCCACAAUCUCCUCCGCCGCACCAACUUCCGGUGUCCGCCGUCCAUUCAACAGAAUCUACGCGUUCGGCGACUCAUUCACCGACACAGGAAACUCACGCUCCGGCGAAGGACCAGCCGGAUUCGGACACUUGUCAAGCUUUCCCUACGGCAUGACUUACUUCCUACGUCCAACAAACCGAUACUCCGACGGUCGACUCACCAUCGACUUCGUGGCACAGUCGAUGAACUUACCGUUCCUGCCACCGUAUCUCAGCCUCAGAUCCACUAACGGUAGUAAAGGCACAGCUGCUGAUAGUUACGGCGUUAACUUCGCCGUCUCUGGAGCAACGGUGAUUGAACACUCUUUCUUCUCGGAGAAUAAUCUGACACUGGAUAUGACUCCUCAAUCUAUCGAGACGGAGCUUGGCUGGUUCGAGAAGUAUUUAGAGACACUUGAAACUAGAGAUAAGGUUUCGUUGUUUAAUGAUUCUCUCUUUUGGAUCGGAGAAAUUGGAGUAAACGACUAUGCGUACACCGUUGGUUCUGCUGUCUCAAGCGACACAAUAAGAGAACUCAGUAUUUCAACACACACAAGGUUUUUGGAGACAUUGUUGAACAAAGGUGUAAGAUAUAUGUUGGUACAAGGACAUCCGGCAACUGGAUGCUUGACGUUAACGAUGACUCUGGCUGCGCAAGACGAUCGAGACAAUCUAGGAUGUGUUAAGAGUGUCAAUAAUCAGAGCUACACUCACAAUCUUGCACUGCAAUCCAAACUUGAAGAACUUAGGAUCAAGUAUCCGAACGCCACAAUAGUCUAUGCAGACUACUGGAACGCGUACCGUAAGGUAAUAAAGAACCCUAGUAAGUACGGUAUCUCCGAAAAGUUCAAGGCGUGCUGCGGAAUAGGAGAGCCGUAUAACUUUCAAGUGUUUGACACGUGUGGGUCAGCUUCAGCCACGGCGUGUAAGGAACCGAGUCGUUACAUUAACUGGGACGGAGUCCACUUGACCGAAGGCAUGUAUAAGGUUAUGGCCGAUAUGUUUCUUGAUGGCAGUUUCACUCGACCUAAGUUUAGUUACUUGUUGAACAAGAAACUAAACGGUUUAUGAUAGAAAGAUUUUACCGUUUUAUAUGUUUGGUUUUGGAGUUUUUGACAUUGUUUAGUGAAAUAUGAUCACACGAAUUUUUCUUAUUUUACCAGAAAAUGUGACCCGUUCCGAGCUCAUACAUAAAAAGCAAAUGUACUGGAAUCUAAUGGUUUAAAAAUUAGAGCCUAUUUUUCUUUA
Messenger RNA from Brassica rapa (field mustard), 1384 nucleotides. RefSeq names its product GDSL esterase/lipase At3g48460-like. Gene Ontology annotation, molecular function: hydrolase activity, acting on ester bonds. Lineage: Eukaryota; Viridiplantae; Streptophyta; Magnoliopsida; Brassicales; Brassicaceae. The record is from RefSeq and is a predicted model, not a curated record.